AAAUUCACCGAGUGGAACGGUUUUAGAGAGAGAAACGCAACAAGUUUAAUUUAAAGAGAGAGAAGGUGUUAGACUUCUUGGAUUUCAUAAGACCGCUAGCCAUAGCUUUAUCCCAUCAAAACAAAAUUGAAACAAGACUAAAGAAAAAGAUUUUUUAUUUUUAUUUUUUGUUUGAAGAAAGUCUUCUUCAAUUUCAGAGAAAGAUGGCUACCUUAAUAUAGUCUUUGUCUUUUGCUUCUUUUGCAUUCAAUUCUUUUAGUUCUAUCUCCUCCACCAUCACCGACUCAACCUCUUUCUCUCUCUAGCUUUGUAUGUAUAUAUGUGUAUUGAUUAUGGUGAUCUUCGAUUUCUAUAAAAAGUGAAGAAAACUAUGCCGCCGGCAGUUUCGGAGCGAGAAAGGAAGUUCUCUUUCUCUCUCUAACUUCAGACUGAUCCUCUCAUGGACUCAAACAAAAGCAGCGGCGCUCACAAGAAAAUCGAGCUCCAGAUGCAGCAGAAUCAACUCCUCCAUCAUUAUCAUCAAAAUCAGCAAAAUAAUCAGAUAUCAUUUGGGAUGAUGCAGCCAUCCUCAUCAUCUGCCAUUCCAGGAAGCUUCAACAUAAGCAAUGAUUCUAGCACCUACGACUUGGGCGAGCUGGAUCAAGCUCUUUUCUUGUACCUCGAUGGCCAAGAUCAUUCAGCUCACGAGCACAAACAAAAUUCUGGGAUGAGGCCACCAACUCUGAACAUUUUCCCUUCACAGCCAAUGCAUGUAGAGCCAUCAGCUACAACAUCAAAGCCAAGUAGUACUGGAUUAGUUUCGCCAUCAACCAGUGGCUCCAAGAGAUCAUCUGAGCCGUCAAAUGAGUUAUCCAACCCUAAAAAUAAUGCUGCUUCGGCUCCUGGACCGGGCAAAGCAGUUAAGCGUGAGGGAAACCGCAAAGGGCCUACCUCAAGUUCGGAGCAAGAAGGACCAAAAACACCGGACCCCAAGACGCUGAGGAGGCUUGCUCAGAAUAGAGAAGCAGCUAGGAAAAGCAGGCUUAGGAAAAAGGCUUAUGUUCAACAGCUAGAAUCAAGUAGGGUGAGGCUUUCUCAAUUAGAGCAAGAAAUACAAAGAGCUAGAACCCAAGGGUUUCUUAUAGGAGGAAAUGGUUUAGGAGGAGACCAAGGCGGCGUUCCUGUUGCUAUGAGCAACAUAAAUCAUGAGACGGCCAUGUUUGACAUGGAGUACGCCCGGUGGCUGGAGGAGCACCACCGCCUAACGGUGGAGCUCCGGAAUGCCGUGCACGACCACCUGCCGGAGAAUGAGCUCCGGCUCUUCGUCGACAACUGCGUGGCACAUUACGAUCAGGUCAUCAACCUGAAGACCAUGAUCGCGAAAUCCGACGUCUUCCACCUUGUCUCCGGCAUGUGGAAGACGCCGGCCGAGCGCUGCUUCAUGUGGAUGGGCGGCUUCCGGCCGUCCGAGGUCAUUAAGAUAAUAUUGAGUCAAAUAGAACCAUUGAGCGAGCAACAACUCCUAGCAAUAUGUGGGCUUCAACAAUCAACUCAUGAGGCAGAGGAGGCUCUCUCACAAGGCCUUGAAUCUCUCACUACUUCUCUAUCAGAAACCAUUGCUUCCGACUCACUCACAGUCCCUCCUAACAUGAACACUUACAUGGCUCAGAUGGCCGCCGCCAUCAACAAGCUCUCCACCCUCGAAGGCUUCAUUCAACAGGCAGAUAAUCUGAGGCACCAAACUAUCCACCGGCUGCACCAAGUCCUGACGACUCGUCAAGCCGCGCGGUGUUUUCUGGCGAUCGCCGAAUACUUCCACCGCCUCCGUGCCCUCAGCUCGCUCUGGGUGGCGCGCCCUCGACCGGAGUAAAACCCUGCCGCUUGACUUAAUUUAGAUAUCGAUCGUUUGCUUUUUUUUAUCUAUGGGGAUUUUCUUUUUUGGUUUAUCAUAGGUUAUGUACGUAGGUAGACAGAGAAAUGUAAAAAUUAAUUAAUUAAUGGUAGAAGUAGAAGUACUGAUCGAUCAACAAUUAAUUUACAUUUUUUUUUUCUCGA
Salvia miltiorrhiza (redroot sage) is the source of this 2034-nucleotide messenger RNA. Its product is annotated as bZIP transcription factor TGA10. Gene Ontology annotation, molecular function: DNA-binding transcription factor activity; sequence-specific DNA binding. Gene Ontology annotation, biological process: regulation of DNA-templated transcription; DNA-templated transcription. NCBI's taxonomy places the organism in Eukaryota, Viridiplantae, Streptophyta, Magnoliopsida, Lamiales, Lamiaceae. The transcript is spliced from 11 exons. Bases 440 to 1849 code for a protein of 469 amino acids. The record is from RefSeq and is a predicted model, not a curated record.